Messenger RNA from Aureobasidium subglaciale EXF-2481, 1575 nucleotides. RefSeq lists its product as uncharacterized. The record is from RefSeq and is a predicted model, not a curated record. NCBI's taxonomy places the organism in Eukaryota, Fungi, Ascomycota, Dothideomycetes, Dothideales, Saccotheciaceae. The coding region runs from base 1 to 1575 and encodes 524 amino acids. Gene Ontology annotation, molecular function: protein binding. The transcript has a single exon.
AUGGGUUCUGCUGUGCCCAACUCGCGUUACUCUUACUUGAGGGAGAUGCAUGAAACCACAACUAACAAAUCCGACGCAAUGGCCUCAAAUGCGAUGAAAGGCAAGGCACCCGCCACCAGUGUCUAUCCGUCUCCAGCGGACGAAGUUAUCAACACCUUUUCUGCACCAUCUUCGCCGGUCUUCAAUGAGCAACAGAUUGCUCCAUUAGUCCGCAGAGACAGGAUUACACUACCACCGAUAAGCAGUCUUGUGAAUCAGAUGCCGUCGCCGUCUUCUUCUCCACAAUUGGCUAUCGCGUCCUACCGCAGUCCUGCUGACGCUUUCCUAAAAUCUCCAAUCAAGUUCAGCAGAAGUCAGGACGCUCCAUUGUUCCCAGAUAGACCAAUGGCUUCCAACGAUGUCGCAAGACCGCAACCUCUCUUUGGAGGAUCUACUUAUCCAACUAAGCUUGCCACUCUGCCCGAGCUUGACCAGCAGAGGCUUGCUCCUCUUGAGAAUUCGAGUGUGAAUCACCUUGCAAGGUCGCCAUCUCAAUCUGGUGCUUCCCUCCAACCUUUGACACUUGCCUCUACCUUCAGGCCUAUUCCUCAACCCCAGCAGUCAGAUCCGUUGCGUAGAUUCACACAUGCCUCUCCUGGUCUCGGCGGCUCUAAGCACAGUUCACGCGACAGAGCUACGCAUCUUCCUGGCAGGAGACCAAAACAACGACAGACCGCCUACGACAUUCAGAUGAGAGCACCAGUCUCACCGAGCGACCCUAGGUACGGAAGGAACGAUUUCUGGGCGAGGCAGAUUGCUGAGCCCGCCACUUACGUUCUUCCGCUUCUUCAGGAUUGGCACACGGUUUUUGAAGCCACAAAAGCCGCUCUACCCCAGCCGACUUUUCCCAUCGCGACACCAGCAGGUGUCUUCGACGAGCUGAAGCGAGUGUCUCCGGCCGAUGCAGCCACAUUUGCCGCAAGGCACGCAAUAUCAUCGGGACGAAGAGACCAGCACGACAAGCGCAAAGCCGAUAGUGUGGUCGAUAUGCCCCCACCAAAGCGUACAAGGAAGGUGUCUGCUAGCAAGCCUUUGAAACCUUCGGUGUCGCCUCGUGAGGCACCUCUUGAUGCUCCCGAGAAGAAGUUCCGACGUCGUACGAAUGAUGCAACCAAAGCGAGAGCACCGGCAGAUAAGGUUGCUCGCGACUUUUCAAUCUACCCCGACUACUGCCCUCCAUUGUCAACUCUGGACAGUGAUCAAGUCAACUUCCCAAACAUUGAAUGGAAGGCAACACCACAAGAUGUGACCAACCAUGAAGAUUGCCAUCUGCUACACCCCAAGGAGAUCCAGAUCGUAUCGAAGCUUGUCCUGACUCCCUCGGAUUAUAUCUAUAUCAAGCGUCGCUUCUUCGCCAAUCGUCUCGGUUAUGCAAAGAAACGCCAGCCUUUCAACAUCAAUGCUGCUCAGCUCGCCUGCAAAGGAGCAGAUGAGCACGGCAUAACUGGCAUUGAUGUCAACAAGACCAGCAGGCUCCACAAGGCUUUUGAUCGCGUGGGUUGGCUCGACGAGAAGCACAUGAAGCGUUUCCUUUGA